CAUCUCCCAGAUGGCUCUGCGCCCAGUGCACAUGUUGAAUUUUAUCUUUUACCAUAUCCCAGUGAAGUUCGUAGGAGGAAAACAAAAUCUGUUCCAAAAUGUACAGACCCCACUUACAAUGAAAUUGUAGUAUACGAUGAAGUCACAGAGCUUCAAGGACAUGUCUUAAUGCUUAUUGUGAAGAGCAAAACUGUGUUUGUGGGAGCAAUUAACAUCCAACUCUGUAGUGUCCCGCUCAAUGAAGAAAAAUGGUAUCCACUAGGAAACAGUAUAAUUUGACCACUGCUAUGAACAUAUGUAUUAUUCAUUAAUUACCUGGUUUUUUUUUUCUUUUCUAGACCUCAUUAUCACAUAAGCCAAGCAUCUUUGUUGUCAAAAAUAGCAUAGGGUAUUAAGGACACUAGAAAAAAAAAUCAGAAUCAGUCUUUUGUUGUUGUUUAUUUACUCUUAUGCUUUUAUUGUUUCUUUGACUCUUUUCUCCUUAAAUGGAGUGCUAAUUAUAUAAAAUUUAAUAUGUAAAAUAACUAGUGGACAUUUAAUUUAAAUAUACCUUUUAAAU
Molecule: messenger RNA, 559 nt
Organism: Carlito syrichta (Philippine tarsier)
Lineage: Eukaryota; Metazoa; Chordata; Mammalia; Primates; Tarsiidae
Product: phosphatidylinositol 4-phosphate 3-kinase C2 domain-containing subunit gamma-like
Exons: 2
Source: RefSeq, a predicted model, not a curated record